UAGUACAUAAUAUGCAAAAUACAAAAUAAAAGAAGACUAUAGAAGCAAGAUAUGGCGGAAAGGAAAAUAGCGAUUAUAGGAGCCGGAAUCAGUGGACUAUUGGCCUGCAAACACUGCCUGGAGAAGAAAGGUUUAGACCCAGUUGUGUUCGAAGCCCAGAGCAACAUCGGUGGAGUUUGGUCUAAAACCAUCGAGUCCACCAAGCUCCAGACCCCAAGACCCUUUUACCAGUUCUCCGACUUUGCAUGGCCGCCUUCUGUGAAAGCCACUUUCCCAGAUCACAACCAGGUCUUGGACUACCUUCAUUCCUACGCUUCUCACUUCAAAAUCUUCCACAAGAUCAACUUCAACACCAAGGUCAUCGAUAUCUCCUAUUCUUAUUCAGAAUCCAUUUGGGAUUUCUGGGGUGGCUCUGGAGAACCAUUUUCACCAGGGAAAUGGAAUGUUACUGUUCAGGAUUCUCGUAACCCGUCUGCUCCGAUUGAGGUAUACCAAGUUGAUUUUGUGAUCGUAUGCAUUGGAAGCUUUAGUGGGUUCCCAAACAUUCCUGAUUUUGGAGUAGACAGAGGGCCUGAGGUGUUCGGUGGUGUCGUUAUGCAUUCGAUGGAUUAUGCCGCCAUGGACGAUGAAGCUGCUGCUGAGCUCAUCAGAGGAAAGCUGGUUACUGUGGUUGGAUUUCAAAAAUCAGCACUAGAUUUGGCUGCACAAGUUGCUAGAAUCAAUGGACCCGAAUACCCUUGUACGCUUCUGUUCAGGACAGUGCACUGGACUGUUCCAGAUUACUUUACGGCAUACACAUUCAAAUGCUUGAAUCGCUUUGUAGAAUUGAUGGUCCACAAACCUACUGAAGGAUUCUUUCAAUGGCUCUUCGCUUUGCUGCUUUCACCUUUGCUGUGGUUAUAUUCGAAAGCAGUGGAGAGCUUUUUGAGAUUCUUGUACCCUUUGAAGAAAUACAAUAUGGUGCCGAGUCAUGGCUUCACUCAGCAGAUAUUUUCAUGUAUGAGUGCUAUUACACCGCUUAAUUUCUAUGACAAAGUAAGAGAAGGAAGUCUCAUCCUCAAGAAGUUCAAUACGAGUUUCAGCUUUUGCAAAGUUGGUUUGGUUAUAGACAAGGAGGAAUCUACACCUCUUGCCUCUGAUAUUGUUAUCUUUGCUACUGGUUACAAACCUGAUGAGAAGCUGAAAAACAUCUUUGCAUCAUUACAUUACCAGAAAUGCAUAAUUGGGUCCUCAGCUCCCUUCUACAGGGAAUGCAUUCAUCCACGUAUUCCAAAUCUGGCAAUACUUGGAUAUAGUGAUAGUCCAGCAAACUUGUAUAGCACAGAGAUAAAGAGCAAAUGGGUAGCUGAGUUUUUGGCAGGAACUUUCAAAUUGCCAAGCGUAAAGGAUAUGGAAGAAGACGUUAUUAGGUGGGAAAAGUGUAUGAAACGAUAUUCUGGUUCAAGCUACAAGAGAUGCUGAACACUGGAGAAAUCUUCGACCCAACGGCGGAGGUAAGGUUUGCUCGAUGCUCUGGUUUAGUCUCUCCAAAGCUCCUGGGCCCACCACAGACUCAGGUCGGAGUCAUAGAACGUGUCCACCAUUGAGUGACGAGAAGUUCUCUGUCAAAUCAUGUGUCUGCAUGUGCAGUGGUGCUCAUUGAAGUGGAAAGGCCAAGGGGUGGUGGCUGUCGUCGAACGGAGGCCGGAGUCAUAGAGACCGUGGUGUUGUGUUGUUGGUGGCUUGGCCGUUGAUGGAGGAGAAGACCAAGUAUCUCAGUAGUGCUACGAACUUCACGUCGAAGAAUAAGCAUGUUUCUUCAAGGGAGGAAGGUUGGGUUUCGCAUUGGACUGUCGUCGAACGGAGGCCGGAGUCAUAGAACGUGUCCACCAUUGAGUGACGAGAAGUUCUCUGUCAAAUCAUGUGUCUGCAUGUGCAAUGGUGCUCAUUGAAGUGGAAAGGCCAAGGGGUGGUGGCUGUCGUCGAACGGAGGCCGGAGUUAUAGAGACCGUGGUGUUGUGUUGUGGUGGCUUGGGCGUUGAUGGAGGAGAAGACCAAGUAUCUCAGUGGUCUUCACGUCGAAGAAUAAGCAUGUUUCUUCAAGGGAGGAAGGUUGGGUUUCACAUUGGAAGAAUCUGGGUGUUUCAACAUUAAGGAGGAAAUUAUUUGAGGUUUUUAUGCCAUUUGCUACUGCUUGACAUUGGAUUGAUUUAUUAGAAAUUAUUGAUUUUAUUCGAAUUGUAA
Molecule: messenger RNA, 2223 nt
Organism: Humulus lupulus (European hop)
Lineage: Eukaryota; Viridiplantae; Streptophyta; Magnoliopsida; Rosales; Cannabaceae
Product: probable flavin-containing monooxygenase 1
Exons: 6
Coding region: 52-1461 (469 amino acids)
Molecular function (GO): NADP binding; N,N-dimethylaniline monooxygenase activity; flavin adenine dinucleotide binding
Source: RefSeq, a predicted model, not a curated record